Messenger RNA from Adineta ricciae, 921 nucleotides. Lineage: Eukaryota; Metazoa; Rotifera; Eurotatoria; Adinetida; Adinetidae. The record is from the annotation of a GenBank genome assembly.
AUGUCACUUCUCAUCAGUAUUCCACAUUAUAUGUCGAUCUAUAUCGGAAUUCCUCUGUAUACUUUUGGUUUUCUCGGUAAUUUAAUCAAUAUUACUGUUCUUUUUUCCAAACGAAACAAUCCGUGUACAUUCUUAUUGAUUUACGCAUCAAUUAUUGAUUGUUUUGUACUUAAUAUUGGCCUAUUACCACGUAUACAAGCGGUAGGGUUCAACACUGAUUCGACUUUAAUGAAUUUACCGUGGUGUAAAAUUCGAUCGUACGGAUUACGUGUUACAUCAUUGACUUCAAUUCACAUUGUUUCUCUCAUGUCAAUCGAACGAUUCUUUGUCAGCUGUCGAACAGCUCACUGGCGGGACAUGAGUAAUCUAAAAUGGAUUCGUUGUGUAGCGUUUCUCAUCACAUUUGUUUUCGUUUUCGAAAGCUUACCAUUCCUCAUUCUAACAGAAAUCCUUCGUUCUGCGACGAGUAUCAGCUGUACUCCGAUGUAUAAUGCGAUCUUCGCAAGAUAUGCGUCAUUUUUCGGCAUACCAGCUUUCUAUGGCGUCAUUCCGUUAAGUAUUAUGAUAAUCAUGAGUAUUUUAAUAUACUAUAAAUUACGUACGAGAACUCAUCUGAGAAAGGCACAACGUUCAUUAACAUUAAUUAUACUCGUACGAAUCAUAAUCGUCUUAGUUUCGUGUGGUCCAUAUGCAGUGUAUUUCAUUUACUCAGCGAUUGUCAUGCUUACGGUGUCAGGCAAGUCUUCGGAAAGAAUCGCUAUAGAAAAUUGUAUACUAGGUGUUGUGAGUACUUUUCUUUAUGUCACGUAUUCGCCAUCAUUUUUCAUCUAUUAUUCCAUAUCAUCAUCUUAUCGAAAGCAAGUUCUUUAUGUACUUCGAUAUGUUUAUAAGAGAAGAAGAAAUGCAAUUCAACCAGCAUAA